Molecule: messenger RNA, 1915 nt
Organism: Magnolia sinica
Lineage: Eukaryota; Viridiplantae; Streptophyta; Magnoliopsida; Magnoliales; Magnoliaceae
Product: kelch repeat-containing protein At3g27220-like
Exons: 7
Coding region: 285-1403 (372 amino acids)
Molecular function (GO): protein binding
Source: RefSeq, a predicted model, not a curated record
AAGCCGCGCCCGUGUUACACGGGUUACAGGACAUUCGCGCGUGAACGCCGGUGAAUAACUUUUCCACGUUGAUGAAUGCAUCAGCUCCAGCCUCCAAAACUGCCAAUCAUCAUCAAUCCUACACUCUCGAGCGCGCGCGCAGGAGGGGACCCACCGAAUACAAGCUCCACCGUCCACCGACACAAAGAGAACAGAGAUCUUCUCCUCCUCCUGUAAUCGCCUCCAUUCACAAUCUCCUCCCCCACAUGCCUCUCCGAUCCUAGGGUUUUCAUCAAGAGAAGAAAAUGGCGAGGGCGAGCGGAAAACACGCCUCUCCCAGAUACAUCGUUCUCGCCUCCUGCCUAGGGCUUCUCGCAGUUGCCCUCAUUGCCGAUUUCCUCUGGUCUUAUUCUUCUUCCCAGUAUCUAUCCAUCACCUCAAACUGGUCAGCCGACGAAGCCGUCAAUCGCAUCAUCCCCAUGGUCGCUCCGGACGUCAAAGAAAAGACAGGACCUGCUAAAGAUAAUAAAGCAGCUAUCCCAAACAGAGUUAAUGCAACUUUUGCUGAUUUACCUGCGCCACAAUUGCACUGGGAGGAGAUGGCAGCGGCACCUGUACCUCGUCUAGAUGGAGCUGCAAUACAGAUUAAGAAUCUUCUAUAUGUCUUUGCUGGAUAUGGGACCAUUGAUUUUGUACAUUCUCAUGUUGAUAUUUAUAAUUUUACGGACAAUACCUGGGGUGGGAGGUUUGAUAUGCCAAAAGAAAUGGCACAUUCACAUUUAGGGAUGGUGACGGAUGGUAGAUACAUUUAUGUGGUCACAGGGCAAUAUGGCCCACAAUGCAGAGGGCCUACAGCUCGCACCUUUGUGUUGGACACACAGAAAAAACAGUGGCAUGACUUGCCCCCAUUGCCUGUCCCUAGAUAUGCCCCAGCAACCCAACUUUGGAGAGGCAGACUGCACGUGAUGGGUGGCAGCAAGGAGGAUCGCCAUGACCCUGCAUUGGAACAUUGGAGUCUUGCAGUAAAGAACGGUAAAGCAUUGGAGAAAGAGUGGCGAUCUGAAAUACCCAUUCCUCGUGGUGGCCCUCACAGGGCCUGUGUUGUGGUUGAUGACCGUCUUCUUGUUAUUGGAGGCCAAGAGGGUGAUUUUAUGGCCAAACCUGGAUCACCUAUUUUCAAGUGUUCUCGAAGGAGUGAGGUAGUUUAUAGUGAUGUUUACAUGCUGGAUGAUGAGAUGAAGUGGAAGCAAUUGCCACCCAUGCCAAAACCCGACUCCCAUAUAGAGUUCGCGUGGGUUAUUGUGAACAAUUCCAUCGUUAUUGUGGGUGGCACAACAGAAAAGCACCCUGUGACAAAAAAGAUGGUGCUGGUUGGAGAAGUGCUCCGGUUUCGUUUAGAUACAUUGGUAAAGGGACAAGUCUGACAAAGUUUUUAUGGGAAUAUGGUGCUCCGUUAAAGGUUGCGGCUUUUGCUUGGUUAGUGGGUCACGAUAAGGUACUCACAGUUGACAAUCUUUGUAAGAGGAAUUUCUGUCUUCCAAAUGUUUGCCUUCUUUGUUACCAAGACGCAGAAUCGGUGGAUCAUCUUUUCAUCCAUUGUUCUUUUGCGAGAGAAGUUUGGAAUGAUUUUUCCCAGCUUUUUGAAGUGGAAUGGGACUCUGUGCUCAAUAGAAUCUUUCCUUUUAUCUUGGCACUGUGGCGGAAACAGGAAGAGGGGGGCAACAAUCUGGAGGUUGAGUAUGCUAGUGGGAAUAUGGUGUCGUCAGCGAGAAAGGAACGAUCAGUGUUUCAGAAAUAGAAAAGGGUCAGCUGUAAUCGUUUUUAGUAGGGCCAAAUUCCACGUUAUGGAAUGGGCUUCGGCUUCAAAUGUUGUGAGCUAUUUCCAGUUUCUUGGUGGUGCUGUAAUUGUGCUAUGCAUUUUGUAUUUUUGUUUUUG